Molecule: messenger RNA, 1745 nt
Organism: Alnus glutinosa
Lineage: Eukaryota; Viridiplantae; Streptophyta; Magnoliopsida; Fagales; Betulaceae
Product: phosphoenolpyruvate/phosphate translocator 2, chloroplastic-like
Exons: 9
Coding region: 336-1541 (401 amino acids)
Biological process (GO): transmembrane transport
Cellular component (GO): Golgi apparatus; membrane
Molecular function (GO): antiporter activity
Source: RefSeq, a predicted model, not a curated record
UGUUAUGAUACAGGUAUCUUUUAUGGAUAGAAAUUUUUGCUAUUUUGCUAUCUAAAUUGCUAGCAAUUCUAGUAGUAAAUGUGAAAAAGCUCACAUAAGACCCGCAUGUCCGAACAGAUCUCGGACAACCUACUUUAACUGUUUAAAAAUGUUGAUAUUUUUUGGGAUUCUUUCAUGUUUAUUAUCCGAAUUGCUAGCCAUAAUCUGAAACUAUUUUUGAUUCCCAACGGGAAUCGAUACAGACUGGAUCUGAAUUUAAAACUUUGUCCCAUGCAACGUUAAGAGUCAGGACCUCUGUUUCUGUCUCCAACUCUGGCUUCUUCAACUCCACAAAAAUGCAGAACACAGCCUUAGUUCUGUUCUCAACCCCAUUUCUGAAACCUCUAUACCGAACCCAAAAAUCUAAAUUCACUCAGCUUUCAACACCACUUGGCCUCAACUUCAUUCAUGGACUCCCACCGCAAAGUUUUCUGCAUGCAUUUUCUUCGUCACGCUUUGACACCCGAGUAUGCGGUUCCUUUUCUAUUUCGAGCCAAAGAAACAACAAGUUCAAGGUCAGGGCUACUUCGGCGCCUGAGAAUGCUGACAAUACCGUGAAACCGAGCGGCGUGAUUAAGACUUUGCAGCUCGGCCCCAUGUUUGGGAUUUGGUAUAUUUUGAAUAUCUACUUCAACAUCUACAACAAACAGGUUCUAAAAGUCUAUCCAUUUCCUGCGACGGUUACAGCAUUUCAAUUUGGCUUUGGGACUUUUAUGAUUAUUUUGAUGUGGGCAUCUAAUUUUGUUACCAGGCCAAAGAUUACUUCUUCGCAGCUUGCAGUAAUUUUACCACUGGCUGUGGUGCACACAAUGGGGAACCUCUUGACCAACAUUAGUAUUGGGAAAGUUGCCGUUUCGUUUACUCACACAAUCAAAUCUAUGGAACCCUUUUUCACGGUUGUACUAUCCGCCUUGUUUCUUGGUGAGAGGCCCUCUCUCUGGGUAGUUUCCUCCCUUGUACCAAUUGUAGGUGGAGUGGGAUUGGCAUCUUUCACUGAGACCUCUUUCAAUUGGACUGGUUUUUGUAGUGCAAUGGCUUCCAAUCUUACAAACCAAUCGCGUAAUGUAUUCAGCAAAAAGCUCAUGGCUAAGAAAGAGGAAGCUUUGGACAAUGUCAAUCUCUUCUCAGUAAUAACCAUUAUUUCUUUUAUCCUGUUGGUUCCUGCGGCUAUUUUCUUGGAAGGUGUUAAGUUUACUCCUUCAUACCUUCAAUCUGCUGCAAGUCAAGGUUUAAAUGUUAGAGAACUAUGUGUGAGAUCAGUUCUGGCUGGGUUCUGCUUCCAUAGUUACCAGCAGGUAUCCUAUAUGAUAUUAGGGAUGGUAUCACCUGUCACCCACGCAGUUGGAAAUUGCGUGAAGCGUGUGGUGGUCAUAGUCUCCUCAGUUAUCGUCUUCCAAACCCCUGUGUCGCCUAUUAACUCCCUUGGAACUGCUGUGGCUCUUGCUGGAGUCUUCUUGUACUCAAGAGCAAAGCGGAUUAAGCCAAAGCCGAAGGCUGCUUGAUGUUUAUACUGUAAAUAAAAAAUCAAAAAGAAAAUUCCAAUCUGUGGUUUUUUUUUUUUUUGUACAUGUUGCGCCAUAUUUCUCUGACAGUCUUCAUCAAUUAGUGUUCCUUAAAAAAGAAAAAAGAUACCUAUUAAAACACCAGUCAAAACUUAAACUUUCCGAAUUUAAUAAUUUAAUUUGAUACUCUAACAUUGUAUUUUA